Messenger RNA from Pseudogymnoascus destructans, 1794 nucleotides. RefSeq lists its product as uncharacterized. The transcript has 3 exons. Gene Ontology annotation, cellular component: fungal-type vacuole membrane. The record is from RefSeq and is a predicted model, not a curated record. The coding region runs from base 1 to 1794 and encodes 597 amino acids. Lineage: Eukaryota; Fungi; Ascomycota; Leotiomycetes; Thelebolales; Thelebolaceae.
AUGCCGGCGGACGACUCAUCCCGGCCGCUGUUGGGCGACUCCGAAGAGGUGGCCAAUAGAGCAUCGGAAGAGCGUCGCGGGGAGGAUGGAGAGAACGCACCACUGCUCUCACAUCGAUACGGAACUCCACGAUAUGAUGGAGAGGAAGGCCUUGCGCCUCUGUCACCGGCGUCGACGUCAUUGCGGCAGAUACAGAGCAGUGAUUCCAGCGCCUCGGCGACGAAGGGCAAAUCAUGGGCGACUAUCACAGCUAUCACCGGCCUUUCUGUGUCGAUUUUGCUCAUCAUUUCAGUGCUAUUUUUUGCACCAGCUGCUGUCGAAGAGUACAGCAAGCAGUCAAUGGUUAUCGAUCCAACCGGCCUGUCCAUCGACUCGUUCACAAGCACUGGGGUGCGAGCCCGAGUGCAAGCAGAUUUCCAGCUCGAUGCAGCCAAAUGCAAGAACCCUGCCAUCCGAACCCUUGGGCGCCUUGCAACCUACAUCGCCCACACGGUCGAGAGCGAAGAGACAGAAGUGAAAGUCUAUCUCCCGGAGUAUGACAACCUACUUAUUGGCACCGCAACCGUUCCAAAGGCACACGCCAGCAUACGCAACGGCGAGGUCACGCAUCUGGAUUUCUUGACAGACGUUAAACCUGCCGAAACCGCCGACCUCCAGCGUAUUGUCAAUGACUGGCUUUCUGGACGGAUGACACAAUUGACGGUGAGGGGCAUGAUUGAUGUUCCACUUAAGUCUGGCUUCUUCCGUCUCGGGAACAAAACCAUAUCUCCAACAAUCAUCCUUGAAGGCCACAAUAUCCCUAAUAUCCCGUCCUAUAACAUAACCCACAUCAAUAUUGAAGAAACGAAUCUGAUGCAAGCACUCAGUCGCAAAGCCAUAAUUAAGCGGGGCAUGAGGGCAGAUGCCACUCUUGUUGUUGACAACCACUAUCCGAUCAGCUUGUCAAUCCCACCUCUUCAGUUUGACAUCUUAGUUCAGAACUGCGAUAUGGUCGACCCAUAUAUUAUGCUUGCGGAGGCGUCGACGGAUAGGGUCGAUGUUCAACCAGAAUCAUAUAUCGAAGUCCAAGCUGGAGGCAUCAUACAGGAGCUCCCAAGUUCUUUAACAAAACCGUGCCCUAGCACUGCACUGUCACCGUUAGACGUGCUAGUGGGAGAGUAUAUGCACGGCAAAGACGCCACCAUAUAUGUAAAGGGAUCCAAAAACCCAUCUCCAGAAACGCCGACUUGGAUAUCCGAUUUGAUUGCAGCUAUUACGGUGCCGGUUCCGUUCCCAGGCCGAAAUUUCGAUGGACUGGUCAAGAAUUUCACAUUCGCGGAUGUACAUUUUGGACUGCCUGACCCAUUUGCGGAUCCGCGCAGCCCCGAAUCAAAUCCUCAAAUAUCUGGCACUAUCGUAGUCAUGGCCAAUCUACCGAAAGAGGUCAACUUUGCAAUCAAUGUCACCAACGUCCGACCAACAGCGGAUAUUUUCUACAAAGACAAGAAACUCGGUGUCAUGGAUCUGAAGGAGUGGCAGAAAGCACAAUCCGAGAGAAUUGAUGCAACGGACGACGAAGAUGCACUCCUAAAGAUCCAGUCCAAGAUCAAGGAUGCCCCUAUAAAUAUUACCGACCAACGAGUUUUCCAAGAUGUGGCACAGAAAAUCCUUUUUGAAGAAGGCGUGACAUUGGAAGUUAGAGCACUCGUGGAUGUUGAGGCCGAAACUGUGCUGGGGUCUUUAGUCGUUCGGGAACUUCCUGGAGAAGGAUCUGUCCCGGUAAAGGGUGGGAUGUUCUUUGGCGAAGAUGCCUAG